UUUCUUUAGGGCAGUUAGUCAGGCCAUUAGUGGUACACAGAAGUACCAUGGGAAGUUAAGACCUGCUGCUGUGAAGCAUUUAGAAAGCAAUCCUGUGGCAUAUCAGAGUAUUCUGAGAAGUGAGUAUCCCUCCAUAUCAGAAUACAUCAAGAUGUCAAGGAUGCGCUAUGUUGGUACUUGGGCCACUGAGUUGGAGAUUCAAGCCACAGCUGAUUAUUUAGGUGUUAAUGUUUUCACCUAUUAUAAUGAUCACUGGCUUGAAUACAGUUGUAAGAGUAGUAGGUUGUCAAAUGAAGGUGUAUAUUUGCAUAAUGUUAAUGGUAACCAUUACGAGACAGUUGUCUGUGUUCAGCAGCCUCAAACACAGAACUGUUAUGGUUACUGUAAGGUUAACACACCUGUUUCUGGAGGCUAUAACUUUAGAGACCAAAGUAGAAUUGAGAGUAAUGUUUCUGUUCUGGGUAGCUUGAAUCAGAUUAGAUCUGAUGCAUGUGAUUAUUUGAGAAAGAAGAUUAACAUACAGCGUAAAAUGACCUAUCAACAAAAUGAUUUGCGUCGGAAAUAUAUGAGGGCAUUUGAAAAUAGGAAAUAUCAACAGAAUGCGUUGCAUAAGGAUAUGAAGAAGCAUGCAAGUGUUGGUAAAUACAAAGAGAAUCUUGCAUAUAAGAUAAGGGUUAAGGCCCUUAGUGUAAAGAAAUAUAAAGACAAUGUUGACCAUAGGAAAUGGGUAAAGGCAUUUAGUGUUCAUAAAUAUCAGCAUAAUGUAUUGCAUAAGUAAAUAUCGGUUAAAUAAACUGCACAGAGACGAUCUAAAGGCUGCAAGCAUCAGGAAAUAUCGUGAAAAUCCUGAUCAUAAGAGACGUGUUGCAGCUGAUGUUAAACUGAAGUGGCUCAUAAAGAAAGAGAAGACGGGGCAGUUUGAGUUUGUUAUGCAGCAGAUUUUAGACAAAGUGAAAGAAGGCCCAGAGUUUGUCUGUUCUGUAUGUUUUCGGCUCCUGUUUAGACACCAGGUGCUGCACUGUAAACAGGAAGACUACAGCAAGAGGGAGACAGUAGCCUCAAUAGCAGCAAACUGCAUAACAGAGGACUACUUGCACAAGUGUAAUGGAGACUGUGAUUUGCCAUAUCAGUUGUUGGACACAGCUCGAGGGAAGCUGUGGAUUUGUUAUAGUUGCCAUUACAAGAUUAAUAGAGGUGAGAUGCCACCAGAGUGUUGGUCAAAUAAUCUCACAGUUCAUCCCGUUGCUCCUGAAUUGGCAUGUUUGAAUAGUUUAGAGCAACAUUUGAUAACGUUGCACAUUCCAUUCAUGAAGAUGUUAGCUUUGCCUAAAGGGGGGCAAAAUGGAGUACAUGGUCCAGUGACCUGUGUUCCUGCUAACAUUGUAGAGACUAGUAACUUGUUGCCCCAUUCCAAUAUGGAGGGGUCUUUGUUGGCAGUUAAGUUAAAGCGUAAGUUGACCUAUAAAGGUCACUAUGAGUAUCAAUUUGUUGAUACUCUGCGCGUUAAACAGGCGUUGCACUAUUUAAAACAGACUAAUAGUUACUAUGGUGAUACUGAGGUUAAUGAGGCAUGGAUAAAUGACGUUUGUAGGGAACAGGAAGCUGAAGUUCCUGGAGAUGACAAUCCUGCAGACAGUGCUAAAACUGAUGCAAGUGCAGCCGAGGAUGAGCUUCUGCAUGACAGACAGCAACAUGGUAUGUUUCAGGACACGUCUCAUGCCUGUUGAUAUUGGUCAGGAGGUGCU
Messenger RNA from Epinephelus fuscoguttatus (brown-marbled grouper), 1745 nucleotides. RefSeq lists its product as uncharacterized. NCBI's taxonomy places the organism in Eukaryota, Metazoa, Chordata, Actinopteri, Perciformes, Serranidae. The record is from RefSeq and is a predicted model, not a curated record.